Messenger RNA from Charadrius vociferus (killdeer), 2137 nucleotides. RefSeq names its product RecQ helicase-like (gene RECQL). The transcript has 14 exons. Gene Ontology annotation, biological process: double-strand break repair via homologous recombination. Gene Ontology annotation, molecular function: four-way junction helicase activity; ATP binding; nucleic acid binding. Gene Ontology annotation, cellular component: chromosome; cytoplasm. Bases 1 to 1986 code for a protein of 661 amino acids. The record is from RefSeq and is a predicted model, not a curated record. NCBI's taxonomy places the organism in Eukaryota, Metazoa, Chordata, Aves, Charadriiformes, Charadriidae.
AUGGAAGCUGUUGCAGUGCUAGAGGAGGUACUGGUUUCCAUUGAAAAUGAGCUGCAAGCAGUGGAGAUGCAGAUUCAGGAGCUUAUGGAUAAACAGCAGGAACUCAUUGAAAAGAAGAAGAGGGUAAAGAGCCUGAUAAAGCAGUCCUCAGGAGACGUGGAGGCAGGUGGAAGUAAAGACACCGAAACCUCACCUGAAGCAUGGAACAAAAACGAUUUUCCAUGGUAUGAGAAGAUAAAAACUGCACUGCAGAGCAAGUUUAAACUCCAGAAGUUUAGGUCCUUGCAACUUGAAACAGUAAAUGCUGCAAUGGCGGGAAAGGACAUAUUUCUUGUCAUGCCUACAGGUGGUGGGAAGAGCCUUUGCUAUCAGUUACCAGCUGUCUGUUCUGAUGGUUUCACACUCGUGAUAUGUCCUUUGAUAUCACUUAUGGAAGAUCAGCUCAUGGUUUUGGAACAGCUUGGUAUUUCUGCAACUUUAUUAAAUGCCUCAAGCAGUAAGGAACACGUGAAGUGGGUUCAUGCCGAAAUGCUAGACAGAAAUUCACAACUGAAGCUCAUUUAUGUGACCCCGGAGAAGAUUGCAAAAAGCAAAAUGUUCAUGUCAAAGCUAGAGAAAGCUUAUCAAGCAGGGUGUCUUGCUCGCAUUGCUGUAGAUGAGGUCCACUGCUGUAGUCAAUGGGGCCAUGACUUCAGGCCUGACUACAAGUCUCUUGGUAUCUUGAAAAGACAGUUUCCCAAUGCUCCCUUGAUUGGAUUGACAGCAACUGCUACAAAUCACGUUUUAAAGGAUGCUCAGAAAAUUUUGCAUGUUCAGAAGUGCAUUACUUUUACUGCAUCUUUCAACCGGCCUAAUCUUUACUAUGAGGUUCGACAUAAGCCUUCAAAUAAUGAAGAUUUCAUUGAGGACAUAGUUAAGAUCAUUAAUGGCAGAUACAAAGGACUUUCAGGAAUCGUUUACUGUUUUUCUCAGAAGGAUUCUGAGCAAGUUACUGUGAGUUUGCAGAAACUAGGAAUUAAGGCAGGGACUUACCAUGCAAACAUGGAUGCUAAAUAUAAGACCAAAGUUCAUAAAGGGUGGGCAGCAAAUCAAAUCCAGGUUGUAGUGGCGACUGUUGCUUUUGGCAUGGGAAUUGAUAAACCUGAUGUGAGGUUUGUAAUUCAUCAUUCUAUGAGCAAAUCCAUGGAGAACUACUACCAAGAAAGUGGACGUGCAGGUAGAGAUGACCAAAAAGCUGACUGCAUUUUAUAUUAUGGUUUUGGAGAUAUAUUCAGAAUCAGCUCAAUGGUAGUGAUGGAAAAUGUAGGGCAAGAGAAGCUGUAUGAUAUGGUGUCUUACUGCCAGAAUAUGAACAAGUGUCGCCGGGUCCUCAUAGCCCAUCAUUUUGAUGAAGUAUGGGAUUCUGCAAACUGCAACAGAAUGUGUGAUAACUGCUGUAGAGAGAACUCAUGUGAGAAAAUGGAUAUAACAGGAUACUGCAGGGAUCUAAUCAAGAUACUCGAACAAGCUGAAAAUAUGAGUGAGAAACUCACGCCACUGAAAUUAAUUGAUGCGUGGUCUGGGAAAGGUGUAUCAAAACUCAGGGUGGCUGAAGUUACUCCACCAAAGCACCCUCGAGAGGAACUGGAGAGAAUUAUUGCCCAUUUACUGCUGCAGCAGUAUCUGAAGGAAGACUUCAGCUUCACAGCAUUUGCUACAAUAUCCUACUUGAAGAUAGGACCAAAAGCAAGUCUGCUGAAAAAUGAGGCACAUGUCAUCACUAUACAAGGGAUGACAAACAAGAAGAGUGUUUACAAGGACAAACCCUCUCAAUCUUCGAAUUCGAAAGGAAGCAGACAAAAUGCUCAGACUGUUUCAAAGACUGUCCAAGAUUCAGUGGUGAAGAAGUCACAGGAACAUAAACGGCCUAACUGUGGUUCUAACUUAAAAGCAAAGAAGCUUAAGCUUCAGACAGGUGGAGAUGACCAACCAGUAGUUCUUGACUGAGUUUCACAGACUACAUUUAGGAUCCAAUCAUGUUUGCUUCUCCAUGGACAAUGCAGUGUGUAAGUUCAGUUUGUGUUCUAGUAAUGGUAUUUUUUGUGCAUUUUUUAAUAAAAAAAAAAACUACAAGGAAACAAGUAUCUUUAAAACCCUC